Molecule: messenger RNA, 1368 nt
Organism: Sphaerulina musiva SO2202
Lineage: Eukaryota; Fungi; Ascomycota; Dothideomycetes; Mycosphaerellales; Mycosphaerellaceae
Exons: 2
Coding region: 1-1368 (455 amino acids)
Biological process (GO): mRNA splicing, via spliceosome
Cellular component (GO): nucleus
Molecular function (GO): RNA lariat debranching enzyme activity
Source: RefSeq, a predicted model, not a curated record
AUGGCAGUCCAACUCGAGGAGUCGCAUGGCGUCCGUCUCGCCGUCGAAGGUUGCGGCCAUGGCACUCUCCACGCCAUCUAUGCCUCGAUCGAAGAAGCGUGCAAACAGAAGAACUGGCCAGGAAUUGAUCUCCUCAUCAUCGGAGGAGAUUUCCAAUCCGUACGCAAUGCCUUCGACCUCAACUGUGUGAGCAUGCCGCCCAAGUAUCGCGAAAUGUGUGAUUUCCACGAAUACUACUCGGGCCAACGAACGGCCCCGUAUUUGACCGUCUUUGUUGGCGGCAAUCACGAGGCCAGCAAUUAUCUGUUCGAGCUGUACCAUGGGGGGUGGGUGGCGCCGAACAUCUACUACAUGGGUGCUGCGAACAUUCUGCGACUCGGACCGCUGAGGAUAGCUGGGAUGAGUGGCAUCUGGAAAGGCUUCGAUUAUCGCAAACCUCACUUCGAACGCUUGCCCUACAAUGAGUCCGACAUGAAGAGCAUAUACCAUGUCCGUGAGUUGGACGUGCGAAAGCUGUUGCAAGUUCGAACACAAAUCGACAUUGGCAUCAGCCACGACUGGCCGCAAGGGAUCGAAUGGAAAGGAAACUGGAAGAAGCUGUUCAGAAUGAAGAAGCAUUUUGAAGAUGACGCGAACAGUGGGAAAUUGGGAAGUGUUGCUGCAAGGCAAGUGCUAGAAUUGCUUCGACCAAGGUACUGGUUCAGUGCGCAUUUACACUGCAAGUUUGCGGCACCAAUCGAGCACCCUCCAGACAUCACAAACACUCAAACGAGCUUCCUUGCACUCGAUAAAUGUUUGCCCAGCCGCGACUUCCUACAACUGAUCACCGCGUCGGAAGAACCAAUUCGCGAUCAAGACAGACCCUUGAAGCUACAGUACGACCGAGAAUGGCUCGCCAUUACACGCGCCUUUGCGCUGAGUGAGCCUGUUCCAGUCGGGAAUCCAGAUGUGCGAGUGCCGCUAGCCAAGACACAAUCCGACUAUCGCAAGUUGAUCGAAGCGGAGCGAAAAUGGGUCGAUCAAAACAUCGAUGAUGCUCAUCUGAUGAUUCCAGAGAAUUUUAUCGUGACUGCCCCCAUUUUCGAUGGAGGAAACUUCCGAGAUGCACAGUAUCAGCAGGUCAAGGAAUACCCCAACCCGCAAGCAAUAGAAUUCUGUCAGCUCCUACACAUUCCGAACCCCUUCGAUAUUACCGAAGAAGAGCUCAGUAAUCGCUUAGCUGCGGGUCCUCGACCGGACGACUUUCAAGGUGGACGUGGAGGAGGGCGUGGAGGCUUUCGAUCAGAUCGCGGCGGUCGCGGUCGCGGUCAUGGUCGUGGUCGUGGUCAAGGCCGGGGCCGAGGUCGUGGUGGUGGAAGAAGGUAUUAG